Procambarus clarkii (red swamp crayfish) is the source of this 306-nucleotide messenger RNA. The record is from RefSeq and is a predicted model, not a curated record. Lineage: Eukaryota; Metazoa; Arthropoda; Malacostraca; Decapoda; Cambaridae.
UUCCUCCGACGCGGAUAGAGGUGGUGUCCCGGAUGUCGCCUGUGGAGCUGGGUCAGACCAACGACGUAGUAUGCAGAGUGUCGGGAGGGACGCCCUUGGCUCGGGUAGUGUGGCUGCAGGACGGUCAGGCGGUCGACUCCAACAGCACGACGGGUGAGGGUCACAUUGCCUACAAUGAUCUCGAGGUUCCUGCCACAAGGAGGGACCUCACUUCACCCUUCACCUGUCGGGCCUCCAAUAACGACGUCACCGCCCCUCUGAUUGCUACUUAUCAGCGGGAGGUUAAUUGUAAGUUGACCGUUAACC